This is a messenger RNA of Capronia epimyces CBS 606.96, 615 nucleotides long. RefSeq lists its product as uncharacterized. Bases 1 to 615 code for a protein of 204 amino acids. The transcript has 3 exons. Gene Ontology annotation, biological process: tRNA threonylcarbamoyladenosine modification; telomere maintenance via recombination. The record is from RefSeq and is a predicted model, not a curated record. Lineage: Eukaryota; Fungi; Ascomycota; Eurotiomycetes; Chaetothyriales; Herpotrichiellaceae. Gene Ontology annotation, cellular component: cytosol; EKC/KEOPS complex; nucleus.
AUGCUUCAACCAAUCCACCUGGCGCACACGCCGGCUGAUCUAACCCUCUAUGUCGCCGUGUACCGGGAAGUCGAAAAUGCGUCGAGUCUCAAGCAGCAGUUGCUCGCCGGCAAUACAGAGUUCGAGUACGCCUUCAUCGACGCCAGCAUGAUACUCUCAACCAAACAAGCCCUGGCAGCCGUCUUCCGCGCCAUCAACGACUAUCUCAACCACCGGCUCAAGUCGCGCAACAUCCACUCGGAGAUUGUCUUUUGCCUGAGCCCCAACAACAACAUCGGUGAAGCAUUCCGGCGGUUUGGCGUUUCCGACGCCACGAAAGACUUACUGGUCAUAAAGGUCGCCACCACGCCCGACGUCACGUUGGAGAGCGUUGGCCGCCAUCUAUCGACGCACGUCCAGGGCCAGGAGAGUCCUUUUGACGACGCCACGUUCCGUGCGACCGCAGAUCUCGAUCGGAUUCGGAAAGUGUACAAAAUCUCCAGUCUCGCCCCCAAGGCGACAGGACGGAAGCCCAGCACCACUUCCAAUGGCAUCCCCAACGGCGAGAACAUGGACGCAACGAAGAAUUUGGAGGUUCAGAUCCUCGGUCUCAUGGCUCUCAGGGGCGCGACUUGA